CAGACUAAUAAUUGUCUCGUGAGAUUUGAUCACGCAGCAGCAUCAUGCCUGAACCAGCGAAGUCCGCGCCCAAGAAGGGCUCCAAGAAGGCCGUCACUAAGACCGCAGCGAAGGGAGGAAAGAAGCGCAGAAAGUCCAGGAAGGAGAGCUACGCUAUCUACGUGUACAAAGGGCUGAAGCAGGUUCAUCCUGACACCGGGAUCUCCUCCAAGGCGAUGGGCAUCAUGAACUCUUUCGUUAACGACAUCUUCGAGCGCAUCGCCGGUGAGUCGUCUCGUCUCGCUCACUACAACAAGCGCUCCACCAUCACCUCGAGAGAGAUCCAGACCGCCGUGCGUCUGCUGCUGCCCGGAGAGCUGGCCAAACACGCCGUGUCUGAGGGCACCAAGGCCGUCACCAAGUACACCAGCUCCAAGUAGAGCUCCACUCCAGCUCUCACACAAAGGCUCUUUUAAGAGCCACCCACCUUCUCGUUUAAAGAGUGAUGUUGUAAAUAUUUAAGCCAUCGUGUGAAUAUACGGUUUAAUCCACAUCGAAUUUUAUUGUGUUGAUGCAUUUAUUUAUUUUCCUCCACCCUAUCACUCUCUGCUGUCACAACUUUCUGCUGCGUGACUUAAGUUAGCCUGCCAUCAAAUGUAAGCAGCAGUCAUCACAAUGUUUUAAACACCGUUUCUUCCUGUAAGAUACUUUCUGUGUAGAUCACCUUAUUAUUCUUUUAUUAGUUAUUCAUUAGUUCGGCUUUUGGAGUUGGGCAAUUGUGUCCGGGACGGACCGCCCACUUUAGUUCAUGACUGACUAUAUUAAAAUG
This is a messenger RNA of Sinocyclocheilus grahami, 808 nucleotides long. RefSeq names its product histone H2B-like. Gene Ontology annotation, molecular function: protein heterodimerization activity; structural constituent of chromatin; DNA binding. The transcript has a single exon. The record is from RefSeq and is a predicted model, not a curated record. The coding region runs from base 45 to 419 and encodes 124 amino acids. Gene Ontology annotation, cellular component: nucleosome. NCBI's taxonomy places the organism in Eukaryota, Metazoa, Chordata, Actinopteri, Cypriniformes, Cyprinidae.